Molecule: messenger RNA, 606 nt
Organism: Lathyrus sativus (Indian pea)
Lineage: Eukaryota; Viridiplantae; Streptophyta; Magnoliopsida; Fabales; Fabaceae
Source: the annotation of a GenBank genome assembly
AUGGUGGAUCAUCGUGAAUCGCCAAUGGUAAGUAUCUCCGAUAACAAAGACGAUUAUUUUGUAUUUCCCGCAAUCAAUCACGAGAAUCUCAAUCCCUUAACAAAUCAUCAAAUUCCAUGUUCAAAAUCGCAAUUGCAAUCGCUAUCGCAAUUACCCCCUUCUUCUUCAUCUUCUGAUUGUCACAUGUCAGGCGAAUAUUCUUCUCUCUCGCCACCACCGCUCGAUUCUAGCCUCCGAAAAGGUGGCGACUUUAUCGGGUGGAUGAGCAUUGGCUUCCAGAUCUUGCGUUCUAAGUUCUUUUCCGCGGUUUCAUCUUUCCAGAACCCCGGAGGGGCAAUUCGGUCAUAUGGGUUACCUGCUGCCAUCGUGGUGAUUAUCGUUGUGACGUUGAUGAAGAGGAAGGAGAGUAAGAGGAACCUCACACCCAAUGAGUCUCGUCUUCUGCAAAUCAUUAUGGAGAAAGACGGGAAAAUUGCCCAACUUUUGCACCAGAUUGCACAAAUGAAUGAAAUACUGAUAGAUAGUCACAAAGCUUUGGCUGGAAAAGUGGUUGUUUUAUUUACAGAAAAUUGCCCAACUUUUGCACCAGAUUGCACAAAUGAAUGA